Colias croceus (clouded yellow) is the source of this 2911-nucleotide messenger RNA. It is a transcript of the gene Topors, whose product is annotated as E3 ubiquitin-protein ligase Topors. Bases 238 to 2265 code for a protein of 675 amino acids. Gene Ontology annotation, biological process: protein polyubiquitination; protein monoubiquitination. Gene Ontology annotation, molecular function: metal ion binding; ubiquitin protein ligase activity. The record is from RefSeq and is a predicted model, not a curated record. Lineage: Eukaryota; Metazoa; Arthropoda; Insecta; Lepidoptera; Pieridae. The transcript has 5 exons.
CAAUCUCUGUGGUAUAGAUAAAUAGAUUGUCAAAAAACUUCACGCAGUCGCACUUCCAAGUUCCAAGCUCUACUUCAGAUACCUACGCUGUGUUCAGAUACCUACUAAGAUGGAAUGUAUUGGAUAUUAAAUACGGCCAUUACAUACACGUUGGUACUCUGUUUUCAAUUAUAUUAUCAUCUACAAUCAGGUCAACGUCGCUAGAGCUCAUGCUUCUAAGGUAUAUAUGGUAGAAAGAUGGAGGCAUUAUCAACUGCCUCCCAAGGGGACAGCAGUGUGAAGAGUGAUGACAGUAGUCCUCCCAACGAAGGCGGGAGGAGCUCUCCACCUCCUAAUUGUGCUAUUUGUCUAGGAACAUGUAAAAACAAAUCAUUUACAGACUCAUGCCUUCAUCAGUUUUGUUUUAAAUGUCUGCUCACUUGGAGUAAAGUUAAAGCGGAGUGCCCCCUGUGUAAGCAAAAUUUCAAAUCAAUUAUUCAUAAUGUACGCUCAAAUCAUCAAUAUGAACAAUAUAUGGUUGAACAGACUCAAGAGGAUAUUGAGAGAAUUGAAAUGGAUAACUUUACAAACGCAACUAGAAGAUUUAGAUACAGGACAACUCUUACUUUGCCCAGACGGGAUACUAUGGCAAUUCAGCAGCUCCUACUUCAGCAUUACCCCUUAGUGGCUGAUGCGCUCCCAACACCACCUCAUCGUCGUAGGCCCUCUUCAUACUUCAGACGCACUGUAUAUAGACAUAAUCUAUGGGCUCGCCCCCUUCCUGACUUCACAGGAAGAUUUAGAGAUUGCAGCCCAGAAUUUUACAGGUACAACGACUCUCAAAUGCACCGUUUGAUGCCUUGGCUAAAUAGGGAACUUCACUAUUUAUUAAAUGAAAAUACUGGACAUAUUGCAUAUGUGAUGAGUCAAAUCGCAGAUUUACUUCCUAGAUAUCACAUUAACUCACCAGAGUUUCGGGAAGGAAUGCAAAGAUAUUUUGGUGAUAGAACAGAACAUUUUCUGCACGAGCUUUAUUGUUUCGCUUCAACACCUUACGAUAUAUCUGGAUAUGACCGAAACGUACAGUACACCACGGACUCUCGUAUAUCCACGAUGGUUAAUGAAAUACUUUCAAGUUCAGAUUCGGAAAGCAGUGUAGAUUCUGAUAUAGUGUUGGUUUCGCGUUCCAUGCCAGCUGAGGCUCCUCCGGGUCCUUCGCGAGUACCGGCCCCCGUCUACCCGCAGAACUUCAUCUCAGAACCCACCGCAGACAACGUUAUAUCUAUCGAAACAUUAUCACAGUCCGACUCCGAUGACGACUCAUCGGAAGUAAUGGUCAUUGGAUACAUAAAACCUCCUCAUGCGCGAACGCCUGAAGUAGUCGAUUUAUUGGGAUCAGAUAGUGAUGUAGUAAUUGAAGAUGAAACACAACCAGAACCACCUCAAACACCUGAAGUACAGGAAAAUAGACCAGCACCACUUGUAAAAUUAACACUAACCCAACAUAAUGCUCAAACUGCCGCUGACUCCGACAGUGAAGGCAGCACAUACACCCCACCGCUGCCUCGUAAGCGGCCGCACCUGUCGACGGACACUUCGCCUUCGUCCUCUAACGUGGAAACCUCACUGAGUUCAUCCACUACAUCUAAAUCGAGAACACACGAGACAUCACCGUCAUCGAGUUCAUCUACACUUUCCUACUACAGCGAUUCCAGUUGUGACUUAUUCAAUCCACGUGAAAAGAAAAAGAAAAAGAAUACGAAAAAGGCGAGUAGUAAUUUAGAAAAACCAAAAAAGAAAUCUAAAAAAACCAAAUCAAAUGCACAUAAAAAUAAGAAAAUCAAAACCAGCAGCGCCACUGAGAAAAAGGUUACAAAUAAUAGUCGUAAGUCUACUUCCGGUAAAGGGGUGAAAUCUUCGAAACGAUCUAAUAGUACUUCUAAUACUCCUCCUAUCUUAGAUCAACCCAGUACAAGCGGUACCCAAAGUAGCAGUAAAAGUAAUAAAAAGCGAAAGAUUGAUAAGAAACAUAGCAGCCGGGAGAGCAAAAGACUGAGAAGCGUGGUUAAUGUUGUAAAUAGGUAUUUGAGAAGUUCUAGUAGUCGAGAAUCGAAUCACACGAGUACCUCAAAGUCUUCUUCAUCUACUAGCUCUUCAAUUCCUGAACGACAUGGAUCUAUUACAGACAAUGUUACCAGUGCAAGUGCAAACUUGUCAGAUUCAUCUGAUUCCGAGUACAACCUGCCAUUGAAUCUAACUGUAAAAAUAUUACAGCCUCAAAAAUAAAAUAUGCUGUGAUUAACUAAUUAAUUAUAAUUGCCAGAAAUUAAUUACUAAGAUUCAGAUAUUACACAUUAUGUGCUUAUUAUUACUUAUACAUAACAUUCGGCAUGGUUAUCUAUUAUAGUAAUGAAGCGAAAAUCUUUGUAGCCCUAAUAUUAUUUCUGUGAAUGCAUGAAUCUGGGCAAAAUUGUUGAGACAUCAUAUAAAUAAAAAUUAUAUUCAGAGAGGAUUUCAAACAGUUCUUGCUUUGCUAUUCAUGAACAGAUUAUUAGCUACCUACUAUCAGUGCAAGAGUAGUUUAAUUUGGUUGAAAUAAAUUCUUAAAAAUUUUAAAAUCAUACAAAAAAAUAUAAUAAAAUAUGUAUAUUUUUCAUAUGUAUUUAUGAUUAUUUGUUUUAUUAAAUAUGAAAUUAAUUAAGGCAUCCAAAUUAGAGGUACAUCGCGAUUUAAAAAAUGCUGAUAUGUGCAUGAUUGGUACAUAAUAUACUGUAAAUAAAUAUAAUAAAAAUAAUUUAGACAUAGCUUUGGAUUUUUGUAAAUGAACAAUGUUUUUAUCCGGUUCUUGGUAAUUUAAUAUUUAUUUCUGGAUUUAAUUUCCAUGUAUAUGUAUGUGAUAUGGAUAAAGAAUUAAAAUUAUGCAUCAUACAAA